AUUAGCAGUAUUUGUUUUUCAGGAUGAAGAUGAAUGGAAAGAAUUCGAGCAAAAAGAAAUUGAUUACAGUGGACUCAGAGUUCAAGCAAUGCAGAUAAGUGAAAAGGAAGAAGAUGAUAAUGAGAAGAGAGAAGAUCCAGGGGAUAACUGGGAAGAAGCUGGUGGUGGUGGCAUAGAAAAAUCAUCUGGUCCUUGGAAUAAAACAGCUCCUGUUCAAGCACCUGCUCCAAGUAUUGUUACAGAAACCCCAGAACCAGUUAUGACUGGUGGUGUAUACAGGCCUCCUGGUGCCAGGGUGACUUCAACGAGGAAAACACCACAAGGACCACCAGAAAUAUACAGCGAUACACAGUUCCCAUCAUUGCAGUCCACUGCCAAGCAUGUAGAAAGUCGGAAGUAACUAAACUCCAGCUAACGGCCAUGAACAACCACCCGCCUUGUGAUGUCUGCCGGAUCUCCUGUAGCACACGCAGACUGUUUGACAUCAGCAAUCGGCUGAACUGCUGCCCUGUGGAAGCUUAAAGUGUUGUACACCUUUGGAUGUGAGGGGAUUCUCAAUGUUAUAAAUUGCUUGAACUAGAUUCACCAGUGUUCUUUGAUAAUUACUCUGCCAAAAAAAAAACCAAACAAACAAAACAAAAAAAACAAAAACCUGCAGCCAGUGGUCAUUUCGAAAUCUUUUUAUGUUCAGAUACUGAGCCUUCGUAAGGGUUGACUACCUCAGAUUUGCUGCACUCAUUGUGGACACCAUGUGGAUCACAACUUCUGGAUAAGAAGGUUACAGCUAUUAAGUGGUGAUGUGAAACUUGAAACCAGCUCUACUGGAUUCCUAUCAGAAAUCCUGCAAAAGUCAGCGAUUUGGGUUCUGAUCUGCUAUAAAUGACAAAGAUUUAAGUGACCUUAAUUAACCUGUCCUGGGCCCCAUCCUUAGGGAAUACUUUCUCUAGUAGCUGUGGCUAUACACAAUUUUUCCUGAGACAUACCAGUACCACUCUCAAAGAACUGUUCAAAUAAACCCAUGCAGAGCUGUGUGGUUUUUUUUUUUAACCCUUUAGCUGUAGCCAUAUUCUGAGGUUACGAGAAACUUCAAUUUAACCACACUUUGAUGUACAAAGUGGGAUUGGGGGGGUGGGGUAGGGGUUGAAUGGUCCAAUUUCUUUUUAGCCAUUUUUAUUUGGAUAGCACAUGUGUUGUAUUUUCCGCCAACAAGGCCUUCCUUGCUUUGACUUAGAAUCUAAGUUCUUUGAACAGAGCAUAAUGUUUGGUUGAGUAACUUGAAACAUCUGUUAAGAGGGAUUGUGAAAUAAGUUUCAUAACCUGAUUUCCACCCCCAAGGGGCUGGAACUCCAUAGCCUUUAAAGAGCAGUGGAUGCCAAGGCUUGACUUCAGGUGCUGCUAAAGCCUCUAAUCACCAGGUCUUUAACUUGUACAGUAUGUAUUUGACAAGAGUACUGGUAUCUAGCAGGUGGGAUUGAAACCUUUUUUUACUACUAGAGUAGAGGUAUUCAAUCACCUGUGAGUUUAUUUUUUUCAACUCAAAACAACAUGAGUAAAUCUUAAUCAGAAGCUUGGUGGGUGUGCAAAAGCUUUCCUGAUGUUUCACAUGUACUGACCAAUUGUGUGGUGUUUGACGAGACUCUCAGAUGCCACACUUAUCCCCAACCUUUUCAAGGUCAGGAUGCUUACUGCUGCAGUGAUUAUACUGACUAGCUCUGUUGGAUUGUCUCUGGCUGUUCAGUGGUUUGGGGGUGGGGUAGGGGUGGGGGGAAAGAAUGGGGCAAAAGACAGGUGACAUAGCACUUCAGUUUUCAGUAACUCCAGGUUAAACAGUCCAGUAACUUAGUCCUUAAGUGGGACCUGACAACCACCCACAGUUAUUGCCUAUGGUGUGAAAGUUUCAUUCCAUCUAAUCAGAUUCUGUUUCAUCUUUGUUAGUUUUGUCAUUUUGAUUCAGUACAAAUAUUGCAAAGUGGUAUGUGACCACUUGAUGCACAGAGUCUGGGUUUCUCUAUAUUACAUUUCAAUGCCAAAUUCAGGAGUUGCAGACUUGCCAUUGACAAGAGUGGAGCAAGUAGGUGAGUAAAACAGUCUCCUUGAUGUGAAAGAAAGCAGCAGGUUCCCUCGUAGGGGUUCAGAUGCCGAAAUCCCCUUCUGACUCCUAGAAGGGCUCCUGACAGUGUUUCUUGGCAGCCCCUGCCAGCUCCCUGGCCUCUUAGAGAGGUGUGCCUGGACAAGUUGCUGAGCCCAGAAGGAGCUGGGUGUUCAAAAGAGGAACUGAAGACUUCAUUUGGGAACCAAAAACCUUAGUAAAAGAAUUAAAUAGAAUUCUUGGACUUCGAGCCAUCUAUUUUCCCUGAAAAGUAUGCAUCUUUGCCAGCAGUGUCUUGUUGGAUUAUAUUACUGAGGAAUGAACUGAGAUGAUUAUUUGGAAGUGUUAUUUAAUGGCAUAUCGUACUAGAAAUUUGAAGACCUGCAGUAGAUUUUAAUCCCAACUCUUGUUAUAACAUUUUUAAGAGAUUGUGAAAUUGUCAAAAUGCACAUUAAUCAAGUUUUAGUAUACUGUAUGAUGGGUAGAUGAGACUGUCCAUUGUACCUUAUUUCGUUAUUUCAAUUCUCAGGCAUGGUUUUGGCAGUGCAAGAACCCUGUAACGUUAACAAAUUCAAUAAAAUGGAAAUGUAUAUGGA
This is a messenger RNA of Vombatus ursinus (common wombat), 2685 nucleotides long. RefSeq names its product CDV3 homolog (gene CDV3). The transcript is spliced from 4 exons. The coding region runs from base 89 to 400 and encodes 103 amino acids. Lineage: Eukaryota; Metazoa; Chordata; Mammalia; Diprotodontia; Vombatidae. The record is from RefSeq and is a predicted model, not a curated record. Gene Ontology annotation, cellular component: cytoplasm.